Molecule: messenger RNA, 1402 nt
Organism: Plectropomus leopardus (leopard coralgrouper)
Lineage: Eukaryota; Metazoa; Chordata; Actinopteri; Perciformes; Serranidae
Gene: il12ba
Product: interleukin 12Ba
Molecular function (GO): protein binding
Source: RefSeq, a predicted model, not a curated record
CACGAGCAAUUAACGGCCCCGUGCAUUUCCUGGUGCAACGCCAAACUUUUCUGGACCUUUAAAGUUAAAAGUGGUUAAAAAAAAAGGUGAGUGUGGCAGUGGAAGUGAGCAGGGCUGAAUGCCUCGACUCACCCAGACGCCUGGAAAGCGAAGUUCCUCUGGACUUUUCUCUGUUUUGGAUCAUGAUGGGGAAGUUUUCCAGCAUGUAUAUAAGCAACCAAGAAACACAGCAUCGACGAGAUUCAGGCCAAGAUGAAGUUAUUUGUUUUCAGUGUUGUCUGUGCAUUACUGCAAGUCAGUCAUCAAAAUCCAAUGAGCCACUGGACUCUGAUGCCCCAUGUUUUGGUUGUGGAGGUGGAUGGGACCGUGGGCCAGCAGCCCCUGAGCUGCCUGGAGCUUCCAGAGGAUCUUAUAAGGAAUGAAGAUAUUUUUUGGAGGAAGAACGGAGAGGAGGAAGAACACAGAGGAAACACAUAUCUGGUGCAGCUGGAGGAAAGCUUAGGAGGAGGAAACUACACCUGCCACCACAAGGAUGGAUCACUCCUCAAUUACACUGUGGUUCUGAUCCAAGAGGACGACACUAACAGGAGGAGGAUCCUUGUGAAAAACGACCAAGAUUAUUUAAAGUGCUCCACUCAAAAUUACAAUGGAGAGUUCCACUGCUCUUGGACCUGGCACAGCAGUCGCAUUGGCAAAGUGGCAUUUAUCAAAGCUCGACGUGUGACUGGCAACGAUGGCACCCAGUGUUCUGCGGAGGCCAGCGGUCAACGUUGGAUGUGCUCUUCAAGUCAGAGUAACUUCAAAUGUUCAGUGGACAACAGCGGAAACAGGAUCUUGUGCGUGGAUGAACAGCACUGUCCCUACGCAGAAGAGACCCAGCAUAUCCACUUCACUGUCUAUGUGAGGACGGAGCACUUCCUGGUGGAGAACUACUCGAAAUUCUUUUACCUGUCAGAGAUCUUGAAACCUGACAAGGUGAGAAUCAGAAAAGUCAACACUACGAUGAUAGAGUGGAGUUACCCGAGCUCCUGGAGCAGUCCCUACUCUUACUUCCCUCUCACUUUCCAAAUUGCACAGUUCAGGAGGGGAUGUCGAAGGUGUGACAACCCAUGCACUGACUUAAAAGCCACUAAGACUUUGACAGUCGACUCUACAGACAUUUGUCAUCUUGAAGUAAAGCACAAAGCUCAGGCUGUCUGUGUUCGAGCUAAGGAUGCUCUCUGUGACUCACAGUGGAGCGAAUGGAGCCACAUCAGAUUGGGGAGAAACAAGAAGAACAAGAACAAGAAGAAGUAUCAUCAGUAAAACAAAAAAUGAGCUUAAAACCAGGAAGAAUCCCCAAACUGGACAUCUUAUAAUAAGAUUAUGUUUUAAAAAGGUUAUGCAAGACAAAUUCCCUUAU